CAGGGAGCGGCGAGAAUGUCCGAAGGUGACAGUGUUGGAGAUUCUGUCCAUGGGAAACCUUCUGUCGUGUACAGAUUUUUCACGAGACUUGGACAGAUUUAUCAGUCAUGGCUAGACAAGUCCACACCUUACACAGCCGUGCGAUAGGUAGUGACACUGGGCCUGAGCUUUGUCUACAUGAUUCGAGUUUACCUGCUACAGGGCUGGUACAUUGUGACUUACGCCUUGGGAAUCUACCACCUCAAUCUUUUCAUAGCCUUUCUCUCUCCCAAAGUGGACCCUUCCCUGAUGGAGGACUCAGAUGACGGCCCCUCAUUACCAACCAAACAGAAUGAGGAGUUCCGGCCCUUUAUUCGAAGGCUUCCAGAGUUUAAAUUUUGGCACGCGGCGACCAAGGGCAUCCUCGUGGCCAUGGCCUGCACCUUCUUUGAGGCUUUCAAUGUCCCAGUGUUCUGGCCCAUCCUGGUGAUGUACUUCAUCAUGCUUUUCUGUAUCACCAUGAAGAGGCAAAUAAAGCACAUGAUAAAGUACCGGUACAUCCCAUUCACGCAUGGCAAGAGGACAUACAAGGGGAAGGAAGACGGAGGCAAGACGUUUGCGAGCUAGACACUUGGCCCAGCCCGUCACAGUCUGGGGACGGUUCUCAGCCAUUGUAACAAUGCCUUCUUCCUUCACAUAAAGUAGGUGAUUUCGAGGGAGUCGAAUUUUCUUUUUAAAAAGGAGCUUCAAUUAUUUGUAACUGAAAUAUCAGGUUCUUGAAGAAACUGACAUUUAAACCAAAUUGCAUUGAUUUAUUUUUCAGUGACAUUCAAGUGUUCAAACGGACAGAAUUCUAGUAAACUGCUGGUGGGGUGGACAGUUGAGCGGGGGUGUGGGGAGGGGUGGGCGGUCUCGGUUGUCGUGUGGCCUUGGAACGGACCUGCGCUGAAGGAGCCGGGUUGCACCCCAGCUGCCCCAACCAGGACACCCUUGGCCACAUCACCCAGCUGGAGGAUGAUGCUAACCUGAUUCCUGUGCGUUGGAAGAACAUUUGAAAGGUGAUUUCUGAGUAACUCUGGGGUUCUAAUGCCAGUUUCCCAAUUUUAUCUCACCAGAGAUGUUUAAAGUUGGUCUCUAUCAUAAUGACUCAAAACUUUGUUCUUAAUUACCAUGAUUGCUUUUUGGGGGGCCUGGAAUUAUAAAUAUAUAUAUUA
Canis lupus familiaris (dog) is the source of this 1193-nucleotide messenger RNA. RefSeq names its product protein RER1-like. Lineage: Eukaryota; Metazoa; Chordata; Mammalia; Carnivora; Canidae. Gene Ontology annotation, biological process: protein retention in ER lumen; retrograde vesicle-mediated transport, Golgi to endoplasmic reticulum. The transcript has a single exon. Gene Ontology annotation, cellular component: Golgi membrane. The record is from RefSeq and is a predicted model, not a curated record.